This is a messenger RNA of Coniophora puteana RWD-64-598 SS2, 2525 nucleotides long. RefSeq lists its product as uncharacterized. The coding region runs from base 103 to 2358 and encodes 751 amino acids. The record is from RefSeq and is a predicted model, not a curated record. Gene Ontology annotation, biological process: regulation of transcription by RNA polymerase II. Gene Ontology annotation, cellular component: nucleus. NCBI's taxonomy places the organism in Eukaryota, Fungi, Basidiomycota, Agaricomycetes, Boletales, Coniophoraceae. Gene Ontology annotation, molecular function: RNA polymerase II cis-regulatory region sequence-specific DNA binding; DNA-binding transcription factor activity, RNA polymerase II-specific. The transcript is spliced from 6 exons.
CACAACUGGACCAGGCAACUGACGGAGGCUCGCUGACCGAGCUGAACGUGAACGAUACACUAGUGCUUGUCUUUGACUCCGCGAGCUAGCUAUAGCUUGUCAAUGGACGCGGAAUUCGGCCUCUCAUCCGAGUGUACAGACCAAUGCGUCGUCGUCGCCUGCACAGACCCAUCGCACCCUCUCCGGCCAUGUCCUAGCAAUCACUCCUGCGAUGACAUUGCCAGCUGCUCUGAAUCAUCAGACUGCAGGAAAGAUGACUGUCCGACCCUUGAAUGCCAGGACUGUGCAACAGAACCUUGCACAAAAUGCCCCGCUCUAGACGAUUUGCUCAAGUGCUGCACAGACUACAUUGCUGAGCACCCCUGGUAUACUUCGCUGACUGAUAUCGACUGUUGCUGCAUUCAUUCGGGAACAGAGUCCCACCCACUCCCCGUUCUUGACAUGCUCCCUCCUCUCAGUGCUUCUCAGACAGUUCAUCUCUCCAACGGUCCCGAAGAGCUGCCCCAUGAUCCUCCAAACGGUAGCAUCCGGGCGCAUCCGUGUAUGUGGGCUACAUGUACUGCAACUUUUGGCUGUCUGGACGAACUCAUCGAACACGUAAACUCGACCCAUCUUGCUGCCACUGCGGCUUCUUGCCAUUGGGGAGAUUGCGCAGCCAACCCGGAUGCUCUAGCCCCCCAUCUACUAUUGCAUCACCUUAACAUCCCCGAUCAUGCUCACGGAGAUGGAGAUCUGACCCGUGGAUCUGCGUAUUUACACACGACCCAAACUUCCAACGGCUAUUUAAACCAGCCCCCGCAUACGCCUCCUGAUAUGAACUUUACCUCGCAGCCUUUAAACCGGUCAGAACCCGACAUGGAUCAUCAUCGUAGUGCCCAGUACGAAUCCUCGCUAUACACCCAAGCAUCUCCUCACAUGUUCCCUCGUCAAGCAUUGCACGACGUCGCCCCCAGUCUCGGCCAAAGCUACGGACAUGGUCUUCAGCGAAGCCAACAAAACUACCAUCAUGCACCCUCACCAUCGUAUGCGUUCCAAGCCAAUGCAACACACCACCAUUCGGCACCGUCUCUGCAACAUCAACAGUACGACCCAUCUCUUGACCAUCCAUUCCAACAGUCUCAGCCUCACGGAGCACAUUCCUAUGCUGUCUCCAGCACCCGAGAAACUGUCGAAUACUACGGCUUUCCUCAGCACUCGAGUCAGCCCCAAAAUCAUCAUGCGCGCCAUUCCCCAGGCUCCAACGAAACUCAAACGGCUAUGCCCACAGAGGUUCCUUUCCAGGCCGGUGCUGAUCGAAGCCAACCUGGUGUGCAGCCCGGUUACGUUCAGCAGCAGAAUAUGGAGUACACGGCGGCUCAGAAUGAUGUCACAUGGUCGGCCCCUCCUUCGGCACCUACUCAGGGCGGAUAUGACCAAAGCGUGUCUUCCCUGUCGUCCUCUCCUUUUUCGUCGGCACCUUCUCCGUCGGCAGCGGUUUCGGUAUAUGCUUCACCACCUUCGCUUGCUGUUGCGCUUCAAGAGUCGCCGCCCCCACAACACCAGCUCAGUCCCUCUACGGACGAUCAGGAACGUGAGGUAUUUGCCGGACUACCUGGCGGCGCCAAGACUACUCCGUCGUCACAUGCACAAGAACAGCCAAGCGCAGACUCUAUUGAUGUGCACGAAUGCCUCUGGAUGACUUCUUGUCCCCUCCAUUCGCACCCUUCCUCGUCUCACCACCAGUUCCGCACCUGGGCUUGUUACAAGACAUUCCCUACAUCCGCUGCUCUCACCCAACACAUCGCUGAAGCGCACGUCGGUUCCGGGAAGGCGCGGUACGAAUGCUUCUGGCAGGGCUGCAACCGCAACAGCGGGCUGGGAGACGGUACAGGAGGUAGCGGAGAGAACGAAGGCUUUGGAAGCAAGCAGAAGAUCAUGCGACACAUCCAAUCACACACUGGCCAUCGGCCGUUCCAGUGCUCUGUAUGUAAGCAGAACUUCUCUGAAGCAGCGACGCUUCAGCAGCACAUGCGGCGGCAUACCAAAGAGAAGCCAUACGCGUGCGAUUACCCGGGGUGUGGCAAGGCGUUCGCGAUCACGGGUGCCUUGACUAUUCACAAACGCACCCAUUUCGGUUUACGACCGUUCAAAUGCACCUACUGCGACAAAGCAUUCGCAGAGUCAUCGAACCUCGCCAAGCAUCUGCGAACGCACACAGGCGCUCGUCCUUACGUUUGCGCGGAACCAGGGUGCGGCAAGUCGUUCGCAAGACCAGAUCAGCUCGCCCGGCACGGAGCUAUUCACCGAAAAGGGGGUCCUAGUGUUCGUCCUUCGCCGCCGGACAGCAUUAGUGAUGUUCUAGUUGCAGUCCAUGACUGAUCUGCGUUUCACUAUUGGCAUGACGUCGAUCCGGGUUGUAACAUUAAGUUUUCUAUAGACCUCGUGUUUUUAUAUGAACAUUGUGGACUGCUCAUGUGCCACGGAGCUUCUUGCACUUUAUUUCUGUAGCGUUGUAGCAUGCAUGUAUGACAUCACAUAUAUCACUC